Molecule: messenger RNA, 1407 nt
Organism: Aspergillus steynii IBT 23096
Lineage: Eukaryota; Fungi; Ascomycota; Eurotiomycetes; Eurotiales; Aspergillaceae
Product: oxygenase MpaB family protein
Exons: 4
Coding region: 1-1389 (462 amino acids)
Molecular function (GO): oxidoreductase activity
Source: RefSeq, a predicted model, not a curated record
AUGGCCCAACCCACAUCCAACCCCGAUGUCUGCAACUACUGGGGCUACUCAUUUCGCUGGACUGACCUUCAUUCCUCGCCAGAGCAGCUCCGUCCCAUGAUGUUCACCUACGACAAGCUAGCAGAUGAAUGUCUCGAACGUCUAGACGAGAUCUCGCCGCCCCAAAGCACUCCACGUUCGGCAACGGCGCAGCCCGAGGGCUCAAAACGCCCCAAACGGGAUCUCUAUUCGUUGCUGAAGGAACAUGCACCAGAAGACCCUAAGCUAGGUGAGCUAUGGACUGAGAUCAACACCGUCCCGGAGUGGGUGGACUGGAACCAGAUCAAACGAGGACAGGAGGUGUUUUUUCGAUAUGGACUUCCGAUCCUUAAUGUGCUGAGCUUCGAAAGCCUCCUAGGCGGCAUGGGCUCCGGCCGCGUCGUCGAGACAUUAACCCGCACAGGCGGGUUCUCAGCCGACGUCGUGCGACGCCGACUGCUCGAAACCCUCCAACACAUCCUACAGGUCUCUCUAUCGCUCGACUCCAUGAAGCCCGGCGGCGAGGGCCACAUCUCGUCCGUGCGCGUCCGUCUCCUCCACGCCUCGGUGCGCUCCCGCAUCCUCGCCCUUGUCAAGCAGCGCCCCGCCUACUACGACAUCCAGCAGUACGGCAUCCCCAUCAGCGACCUCGACUGCAUCGCCACCAUCAACACCUUCUCGACCAGCGUCAUCUGGGUCGGUCUCCCGCGCCAGGGCAUCUGGCUCCGUGGGCAGGAAAUCGACGACUAUCUGGCGCUGUGGCGUCUCGUGGCACACUACAUGGGUACGCCGACGGAGGCGUUCAGGUCGCGGGACACUGGCCGAGCGAUCAUGGAGUCGCUGCUUGUCUCGGAGAUCAAUCCCACGGAUGUAGGCAAGGUCCUGGCGCAGAAUAUUAUCCUGGGGUUAGAGAAUACGGCGCCGACGUUUGCCUCGAAGGAGUUCAUGGAGGCUAUGGCGAGGCAUCUGAAUGGGCAUUUGCUGUCGGAUAGGCUGGAUUUGCCGCGGCCGAGUUGGUACUAUCGUGCGCUGAUAUAUGGAUAUUGUUUUGUGGUGAUGGGGGCUUGUUAUGGGGUACGGUUGGUUCCGGUGUUGGAUCGGUUGUGUAUUGCUCUCCGUCGCAAAUUCUACUAUGCCCUCAUAACCGACAAAAAAGAAGGCCUCGGCGGCGAAUCCUUCUUCGAGUUCAAAUACGUGCCGUUCUACACGCGCACCACGAAGCUGGGAAAACGCAGACACAUCCAAGCCACGCAGUACGGCAUCGAGAAUCUAGCGCAGCUGGGUCUCCUGGCGGCUCUUUUUACCGGCGUGGCAUUAUUCUGCGGUACGGUCUUUGGUCUGAGGAUGUUGACUAGGGAGAUAUUUCUUUGAUUCAAUUCGAAUGCGUCG